AUUUUAGUAACAAAAAAAACUAAUUCCACGAUUUCACAAGAUAGAGUUUAACUAAUUCUACAAUUCUAUUCUAUAAAAAGAGUAUAACCACAAAUCAUCAAUACACCUACAACAAUUUUAGACUCUUGGUCAAUAAAAAAACCCUUAAACUUUCUCCUUCAAUUCCCUCUCCACUCUUCUUCUCUCACUCUUCCACUCAUCAUCAUGAACAACACUGAUCAUCUAACUCCGUUUCAACGCAUGUUUUUGCCGCAACCACCACCACCUCCACCGCCAUCACAGCCGCCUCCACCGCCAUCACCGCCGCCUCCACCGCCACCACCAGAAGCUGGUCCUUCUCGUCGGCCACGUAAUAAAGAAAGCAAAGUCAUCCCUAUCUCUUUCAUAUGGGCUAAGGAUCGCAAAGUAAGCCUUCACAGAUUCAAUCAUCUUGUUCAAAAUGGAAUAACUAAUAUAUCUGGAGAGUUUGUUUGCAAAAAAUGCAACUACAAAUUUGGAAUGACAUUUGAUUUAAGAGAGAAGUUUACUGAAUUAUGGAAGUACAUCGCUCGUUACAAACACACCAUGCAUGAUAGGGCCCCACCAGUUUGGUUGAAUCCAACGUUACCACAAUGUGCACAGUGUAAUCAAGUGGACGAUGUGAUUCCAUAUUUUCCUGAGAAGAAAAGGGACACCAAUUGGUUGUUUCUUUUAUUGGGACAACUACUUGGUUGUUGCUCACAUUCACAACUCAAAUAUAUUUGCAAGCAUACAAAGAAUCAUCGUACAGGUGCUAAGGAUAGACUUCUUUAUUUAUCUUAUCUUGCACUUUGCAAACAACUUGAUCCUAAUGGACCUUUUCAUAUUUUCUGAUGAUUACUAGUUUUACUAUUCAAAAUAUUGAAACUCUAAUCAUAUAGGCAUUUAAGUAAUACUAUUUUAUAUAGUUAAGGUUUUUUAGUAUUUGUUUUUUUUUUCUUUUCUGUUAGACUCUGUUUUGAUGAAUACAUGGAAAUAUAUUCCAUCUGUAUUCACCAAAAACACAGUUUUUAUUUGAAUUAUUUUUUUUAAUUUUGAUGUUUUGUUUUAGAUCUUUAUGCAACAGAUCUGAUGAAAGUAUUAUGUUUUAUGAGUUCGGUUAGUUUGUACUAUGCUGAAAUAUAAAUAAAAUUU
This is a messenger RNA of Cicer arietinum (chickpea), 1152 nucleotides long. RefSeq lists its product as uncharacterized. The record is from RefSeq and is a predicted model, not a curated record. NCBI's taxonomy places the organism in Eukaryota, Viridiplantae, Streptophyta, Magnoliopsida, Fabales, Fabaceae.